AUGGUUGAGGAUCCGAAGAGAAAGCUGCUCGUUGCUCUUGCUGUCCUCUUGCUGCUCAGCUCAGCACAAGCAGGGAAUACAGAGAGACUCUCAGUGCAUCACUGCACUGACUUCCAGACAGCAAAUUUCCUCCGAGGCAGUAAACUUAAGGUCCGGUUUCUUCUAUUCACCUCCUCAAGGCCCAGCUGUGGCGAGCUGCUUUUAGCUGAUGAUGGCAUCAAGAAUUCCAGCUUCAACAGCAGCCUGGAAACCAAGAUCAUAAUCCAUGGCUUCAGGGCUUUGGGUACCAAACCUUCCUGGAUUGAUGGGCUUGUCCAUGCCGUACUGCACACAGCCAAUGUGAACGUGAUUGCAGUAGACUGGGUUUAUGGGUCCACAGCAGCCUACCCCUCCGCGGUGGAAAAUGUCACACAGCUGGCCCUCUCCAUUUCACAGUUCAUCAGCAAACUCCUGGCCCUGGGAGUCUCAGGGACGUCCAUCCACAUCAUUGGGGUAAGCCUCGGGGCGCAUGUCGGAGGCCUGGUGGGGCACUUCCAUGGCGGCCAGCUGGGACGGAUAACAGGCUUGGAUCCCGCAGGCCCUAAGUACACCAGAGCCAGCCCUGAGGAACGCCUGGAUCCUGGGGAUGCCCUCUUCGUGGAAGCCAUUCAUACCGAUGCUGACAAUUUCGGGAUCCGGAUUCCUGUAGGCCACAUUGAUUAUUUUGUCAAUGGAGGAAAAGAUCAGCCAGGAUGCCCCCGAUUCAUCUCUGCAGGCUAUAAGUAUCUGAUCUGUGAUCACAUGAGGGCGGUACAUCUCUACGUCAGUGCCUUGAAACACUCGUGUCCGAUGGUGGCAUUCCCUUGUGCAAGUCAUCAAGAUUUUUUAAAUGGUCGUUGCCUGGACUGUGUUGACCCCUUCUUGUUCUCCUGCCCCAGAAUAGGCCUGCUGGAGCAGGCAGGUGUCAACAUUAGAAAGCUCCCCAAGGAAGUGAAAGUUUAUUUAAUGACCAGUCCUUCAGCCCCAUUCUGUGUCCAUCACAGCCUGGUUGAGUUCCACUUGCAGAAGAGAAGGAACACAGUCACCAGCAUCGAGAUCACUUUCCGCAGCAACAGCACCAAGGACACAGCGAAGAUCACUAUACCUAAGCACCAGGAGAUGGGCAAACAUCUGCUGGCCCACAGAGUUCCCCUCUGCCAGAUAAACAGCGUGACACUGAAGUAUCUCCCCAAGAAUCAGUUUUGGAAGAAGGACGAGUCAUCCAUUGUCGGCAAGUUCUGUGCAGCCCCGCUGCCUCUUGAUAGCAA
This is a messenger RNA of Eurypyga helias (sunbittern), 1286 nucleotides long. It is a transcript of the gene PLA1A, whose product is annotated as phospholipase A1 member A. The transcript has 10 exons. The annotation marks the transcript as partial. The record is from RefSeq and is a predicted model, not a curated record. Gene Ontology annotation, molecular function: lipase activity; carboxylic ester hydrolase activity. Lineage: Eukaryota; Metazoa; Chordata; Aves; Eurypygiformes; Eurypygidae. Gene Ontology annotation, biological process: lipid metabolic process.